AGUGCGAUGUCAACAAAGUCGAAACAUGCUCAUUCCAAAACUGUUUCGUGUCCCUCUUUUACCAGUAAUUUCACAAUACAAAUAUUUACACUAUGUUCAAGGCCAGGAACCAGAACCAAAAAUUAGAGAAUAUUUUUAUUACAUUGACCACCAGGGAAUGCUCUUUUUAGAUGAUUCGAAAAUGAAAAAUUUCACCUCGUGUUUCAAGGAGAAGAAGUUCCUUCAGUUUUUCUUCAAAAGAAUCAGGCAAAAUAACACUGGGAGAUAUCACGAAUUUCCAUUUAUAUCAUUAUGUGGCAGAGAAAGGAACUUCAUAAGAUGUGAUGAUGUCCCUGUUGUGUAUACUCAUUUAAUAACGAAAGAUGGUCAAGAUGUCACAACUUACGGGCAUGCCGGGGACUUAUUAAUUACACCAUUUAUGCCUGACAAAAUAUACAUGUUUCCAACAACUGGUAGAGUCUACCACCCCGCAGAAGAUAAUUAUGGUGGCAUAGGACUAAUCAGAUCGAAACUGGCUAUAGAAUUAAGUAAAAACUUUGAAUUCCAAAAUGGCGAUGGCAAACCCCCAACUCAUUUUAAUUGGAAAAAUAAAAACUAUGAAUUAGAUCAAUUUUGGUUCCAGGAGAACGUUAAAAAGUUUAAAAUGAAAGUAAAUGAAAAUCCAGAUUAAUUAAAAAAUUGUUUA
Hyposmocoma kahamanoa is the source of this 685-nucleotide messenger RNA. RefSeq names its product UPF0598 protein CG30010. The transcript is spliced from 2 exons. Bases 26 to 670 code for a protein of 214 amino acids. NCBI's taxonomy places the organism in Eukaryota, Metazoa, Arthropoda, Insecta, Lepidoptera, Cosmopterigidae. The record is from RefSeq and is a predicted model, not a curated record.